Molecule: messenger RNA, 273 nt
Organism: Nematocida homosporus
Lineage: Eukaryota; Fungi; Microsporidia
Product: E3 ubiquitin-protein ligase RBX1
Exons: 1
Coding region: 1-273 (90 amino acids)
Biological process (GO): ubiquitin-dependent protein catabolic process; protein ubiquitination
Cellular component (GO): nucleus; cullin-RING ubiquitin ligase complex
Molecular function (GO): cullin family protein binding; ubiquitin protein ligase activity; zinc ion binding
Source: RefSeq, a predicted model, not a curated record
AUGGCUGUUCCUCGUAUUCGCGUUAAGAAAGUCCGAAUGGUAGCCGUUUGGUCCCUUGACAUGAUUGUUGAUAAGUGUGCUAUUUGCCGAAACCAUACAAUGGACAUCUGCAUUGAGUGUCAAACUGAAGAAAAAGUCAUGGAAUGCAAAGUUGCUUGGGGGGCCUGUAAUCACGCUUUUCAUGCCCACUGCAUCUCACAAUGGCUUAAGUCCAAGAACGUCUGUCCUCUCGAUGCUAAACCCUGGAUAUUCCAAUCUGCCCCUGACAAAUAA